AUGGAUCUUGCACCUUUUAAGUUGAGCUGUCAGCUUGUUCUUUUGGUCUUGGUUACAUUUGGUCGCUGUUUGGAUUUGCAUUCACGCACUCCCUCAUGUCUUAAUAUGGCAGAACAAUCUAAAUGGAACCGCUCGUUUCACUUCAAAAACCAAGAGCUUAGUUUGAAAUUAGAGGUUUCAAAUCGGUCCUCACACUGGAUUAUUAAUUACAUAUUCGAGAUUUUGGCGCGUGAAAGACUUGGAUAUCAGUAUAUCGAGUUUGUAAAACGGGAUACGGACAAUCCGAAUCAAGCAAUCAGUAGAUUAGACUGCAAAGAUGCGAACUGUUUCACAUUUCCGGACGUCCACAUAAAUCUUGAACUGUGGCUUUCUUUGGGAACUACAACAAACUUUUGGGCGCCGCAUAGUAGAGUGACGGAUAAUGGACCUUUAGGCCCAGUUAACCGGUGGGCAGUUUCAUCUGAGGAAGAGUUUGUAUCGCAGUUGUCCACAAUGACAAAGAUACAAACAGAGUCGAACUGUAACCGUAAAGAUGAGCGGAGUGAUUCUCAUAUUUCCUCUUCACAAAUCGACAUUCGCCCGGAAUGUGAUCUAGAUAUGUGCCAUCCUUCCAAGUUUCGUAAUGACUUCAUUCAUUAUUUCACUGGAUCAAAAGUUUCUUCUAAACAGUCUUCACAUUCGGCUGUGCAACGUACUUCAUCGUCUGUCAUGUCAAUCAUAAACUGGUAUCCACAUGGAAUUGGUGCAUCACCACUUCCUUCCGCACUACAUUUCUUUGGCAAAAAACCCCAGUUAAACUCUACUGUACUGCAGUCUGUAUUUGAUAGGAUACUUCAUUGUAACCAACUGGAUUCAAAUUCUGUACCAGACUUACAGGACUCCAAAAAAAAGUCUUUUUGUCGGUUGGAAUCGCAACAGGCUACAAAGUUAUCAUGGGCCAAACUAAAGAAUACUGUUCCUCUGAUUCAUCAGUUAGUUGACCGAAUGUACUUUUCCCAGUCAGAGUAUGAAGAUUUACUUAAAUCAGCAAACAACUUAAAUCCAACUUUUGGUCAGAAUCUGCAAUCUCAUUAUCGAGAUAUUGCAUGUAAGUGGAUCCGUUUGUCUCCAACUCGUUGGUCUUCGUGGACUGAAGGGUGGAAUCAAAAGCAAAAUCUCACGGUUGCUGGACUUUUUCCUUUCUAUGGAAAGUGGGUUGUUUCAAAUUUAGAUCAUGUUGCUGAACAGGCGAUCAACUUCGUUAAUAAUAACCCGGAUUACUUCAGCAAUACUGAAUACGCCCUCACGUUGGAUAUUCGGAAUCUUACCUGUUCUCAGGAUGUUGUACUAAAUGAUUACUUUGAGUUGCUGACGAAAUCAGAGAGCAGAAAGAUCAUAGGAGUGAUUGCUGCCCUGUGUUCCGAUUCAAUAGAACCAGUUGUUGAGGUAGCUAAUAUGCGUCAUCAGAUUGUUGUUAGCCCUACUGUUGAAUCAGUUCGUUUUGCAAAACGUCGUCGCUAUCCGUAUUUCUUUCGUACUGUUCCUUCGAUGACACAUGUAAGCCUAAUUUUAAUCAGACUGUUCAGUAGUUGGGGUUGGCGUCGCGUUGCUGUGUUUCGAGAAGAUGAUCAUUUUUUGAUCCUUUAG
This is a messenger RNA of Heterobilharzia americana, 1626 nucleotides long. The record is from the annotation of a GenBank genome assembly. NCBI's taxonomy places the organism in Eukaryota, Metazoa, Platyhelminthes, Trematoda, Strigeidida, Schistosomatidae.